This is a messenger RNA of Elaeis guineensis (African oil palm), 772 nucleotides long. The record is from RefSeq and is a predicted model, not a curated record. NCBI's taxonomy places the organism in Eukaryota, Viridiplantae, Streptophyta, Magnoliopsida, Arecales, Arecaceae.
GACCUCCCCAAGAAUUCCUUAAUAGCAGCCUGGAGAGAGUAGAUAUGGCAACUAAGAAGACUUCUGCGGUAGCCUUGCUUCUCUUCUCCUUUGCCUUCGCUUUAUUCACCACGGAGAGUCGCCCUAUCCGGAAGGACCUGGAUCUUGGGCUUGGCCUCGGGCUCGGGCUUGGUCUUGGGCUCGGCCUGGGCGGCGGGGGAUCGGCAUCUGGCUCGGGGUCUGGUUCAGGUUCGGCGUCUGGUUCUGGUUCGGCGUCGGGCUCGGGGUCCGGCUCGGGCUCUGCCUCUGGGGGAGGUUCGUACGCUGGCUCCAACGCCGGGUCUUACGCUGGGUCGGGUGGUUCCGGUGCCGGUUCGUCGGCAGGUUCUGGCGCCGGUUCUGGUGUGGGUCAAGGUUCAGGUCAGGGAAGUGGGCGUGGGUCUGGCUCAGGGUCUGGUUAUGGGGAGGGUCGAGGUUAUGGGGGUGGUUCCGGUAAUGGUGCCGGGUCCGGUUCGGGGUAUGGUGAGGGAUAUGGUUAUGGUUCCGGCUCUGGUUCGGGUGGUGGGCAUCACUGAUGGCGAGACUAUUGGUCUAGCUUUGGGCAUUUGAUUCCCUGGUCUCUGAAACCAUGCAUGUCUUUUUCUUGUUUUUUUUUUUUGGUAGUAGCCCAUGCAUGUCUUUAGUAUAUAAACAAAAGUCUGUCUCUCUUCCAGUGUGGUCAGCUGUGUAGAAGUUGUUUUGGGCUCUUUUACAUGAUAAGUGAAUGUUAUCUCCCUUCUGCCUUUGUCUUUAA